UGUAACGUAGUAGCCUACAUAGUAGAUUGGCGCCACUGUCUUUUACACACAUUACGGUUUAUGUUGCCAGGGAGUGACUCACAACCAUAGACACAAUGGAGCUGCAGUGACAAUGUAAAUAACCGGCUCCUGAUCUUGCAACUCACACAGAGAGUUAUUUAGUGUCUGUCAAACUCUUACUAUGCUAUGUUGAAAUGCUGUUGUCUUAGCAACAGUAUACUGCUAGCAGCUAGCUAACUGUUGUUUUUGCGCUAACGAAUCAGCUUUGUGAGAUACCCAAUAGCCCCGUUAGUUAGUUAGCUCGCUAGCUAGCUAGCUGAGACCUUCUACUGGCAUUGACUGUGUUUCCUCUACUAACAUACACAUAACUGUCCAGCGAAUCUGUCUGAGAGGCAUUAUGGAGUUUCCUUUUGAUAUUAAUCAGUUAUUCUCCGAGAGGGUCUCUAUCUUGGACCAGACCAUUGUUGCAGGUCGUAAAGCAGCAGGAAGGCCACAUCUUCAAGCCCACAUAGACACAGUUAUUGAUGAACUUGGGAAAGCCUCAGCAAAGGCCCAACAGCUCCCAGCAUCUAUAACAAGUGCUUCUAAGCUGCAGUCCCAGAAGCAUCAGCUCUACCUGCUGAAGAACAGAGAGAUGAAUGGAGGACGUGGUGUGGUCGUGGGAUUUCUCAAGGUCGGCUACAAGAAGUUAUUUCUACUUGACCGACAGGGUGAGCACGUAGAGGCAGAGCCACUGUGUGUUUUGGAUUUCUACAUAGCAGAGAACUUGCAGCGAUAUGGCUACGGGCUGGAGCUGUUUGAUUUCAUGUUGCAGCACAAGAAGUUAGAGCCGCUUCUGAUGGCCUACGACAGGCCUUCGCCCAAAUUCCUGUCUUUCCUGGCGAAGCAUUACUGCCUGACACCAAGUGUUCCUCAGGCCAAUAACUUUGUGGUGUUUGAAGGCUUCUUCCUCAACAGAUCAGGCUCGCCCUCCUCUCCUCUGACGGAUCAGGGGAUGUACGGCUUUUUCGGGCCAGUUGAGAAAGGUUCCCCUAAGAAAGCCGGACGGCGAGAUCAAACCCUACUCUUUAAUGGAGAGAGAAGUGGUCCAUCAGGAGCAGCGGGCUCGUCCCUGGCCCUUUGCUCCUCCUCACUCCCCCCAGCGGUCGGUAUCCUCCCAGCUCUCUCACUCCCUCAGCGUGGGAUCCUCCCCCAGCAGGUUGCCCCCACGAGCCGCCGCAGCUCUUGCCCCUGGGGGCAACAGGGACCAGAGCCCACAGUCCCCUCUCAUCGAGCGCUGCAGGGAAAGACGCACCAGCCAACAGGGUCGAGCUGGCAGAUGCAGCCUGUACAGUUGGCACAUGGACAGCAGAGCUCCUGGACUGCUGGACAGACCUUUGCCAGGUCUGAGACCAGUGGGGGAUCAGUCAUACGAGCUGGGAUACAGACACACAGGUUGGCCAGUAUUCACACACCACAAAGCAGGUCCAGACCUCUCUCACUUCCACCUCUGUUUGCAUCCAAGAAGGAUGGCAUCUGCACCCAGACCUCCUUAGCCAGCAGAGAGACACAGCUGGAUUCAGAUGCGGAAGCCUGUGGUGCUAAAGAGGAGAUCAGGGUGUUGGACAGUCCACAGCACAAGGCAGGACAAGACAGUCCAGCACAAGGCAUGUUGGUCAAACAGAGACACAUGUUGCAGAAGGAGAGCGACAGAAGCAGACGAGUCUGGUCGUGGACUGUAGGAGAGAGCUGCUACACCGCUCAGUGGGUGAAGCAGAAGCAGGAACACAGGAGCACCCAGCCCUGGUGAUCGGACGGGAACAAGUUCUUAUCAAAAUGUGAUUAUUGACAUUAUUAAAAUGUUGGAUAUGUGGAUAUAUGGAGAUGUUUCACUGCAGCAGACAUCAACAUCCAAGCCCAAUUGGAAACGUUGGUCUAAAGCUGUAUUAAAGCGGCAGUAUUGAAGUGGAAUAGAAUAAAUACUCUUGCGCUCCAGGGGCCAGAUGUAUAAAACUCUGUGCAGACUUACCACUAAAACUGUGUGUAUGCACAAAGACAGAAAUAUGCAUAAUGCAUAAUCAGAAGAGCAUUAACCGGGAAAUGAAGACUAAAAUGUCAAUACAAAUAAUUAUUCAUCACAUGAUUGUAAUUGUACAGAAUGCUGUGUAGACUGCAACAAUAAGAACAGUCAGUGAAUUUGCCAAACAGCCUAAACAAGGUUCAUUCUGAGGCUCACCAUAUGUUUCUUCUCCACUUAUCAUUUCACCUGCAGAUAUCGACACCUGUGCGUGCGCCUGAUGUGAAGUCACCUCAUGUUCUUAUAUAAAUACCAGUGUGUGUGGGGAAUGGAGUGUGCACGUUUUUGUGUGUACACAUCAUUUAUACACCUGGCCCCUGCUGUGUGCCCUGGCUCAUAUUAGAUAAGGCAACUAAUCAAAAUGACAAAUGACUCCCUGUGACACUUUCUAAAACAGGCAGUCACACAUUAAGCAGUGAUUGGUCAGUUGACAGUGUGUAGUAUUUAGGGGGACGUAUUUGCAGAAAUGGAAUAUAAUAUUCCUAACUAACAUUCUGUAUAUACAUAUGUGUAUAUAUAUACAUAUGUGUCCCUAAUGCAUUGAUUGCAUUUGUAGGAUAAAACACUGGAUCAAAGAAAUGAUGGACAGCAGAAUGAACGGUCCUUAUAAGACAGUUUAAAUGUACUGCAUUGUACCAGUGAUUGGUAGUAGACAGACACAGACUGCAGUGCAGCGUUAAUGUUUGCUGUGGCCCUCGACAUGUUCGGCACGUCCUGUCACUCAGUAUCCCAGCAACCUCUGCCUGAGCAGGGGUCGUCCACCCUCCGCACUGACUCCAGCUGCAGCCCUCAAUGCUAAACUCCAUCUCUGCAUGACUGAAGAAUCAACAGACACAGCUACAAAACUGCAUUUUAUUUAUUUUCUUUAAGACUCUCAAACCUUACGCUGUUCUGCUUCUCUCAAAUGUUCUUCCUCAUUACUGUGAGGGUGUUGACAUUUUUCACAGAACCAACAGUCAAGGAAAUGCUACUCAACAUACUCUGCUUAAAUUACUGAGGGUUUUCUAUUGUAUGUGUACACAGUUUGUCUUUGUUUGAACAGUGGAGAACAGAACUCAACUUCCCUGUAGUCAUUUUACCCAUCAGAGUCAUUAGCUCAGGUUUCCCAUCUUUGUCAAAUAAGUAACUCACAUAGUACUUUGACCUUUUCAGCAUAGUGCUCAUUCUUGCUGAACUUGUUUUUCCUUUUCGUCAGCAGUGGAAACUCAGACUGGGCUUAUUGGACCAUGGGAACAUUAGCUGCUAACAGGGAGGAUGUUUAAUGAUCAAAUGAGUGAGCUGCAGGGUUUCACAGGUCAUUUAAAGGGAGACAAACUGAACUGAACUGCCUGAUCUAUAUUUAUUUUUCAUUCUCAGGGCCAAAGAGUAGCCAAAUAAAAGAAUAGUUUAACAUU
Molecule: messenger RNA, 3450 nt
Organism: Cottoperca gobio
Lineage: Eukaryota; Metazoa; Chordata; Actinopteri; Perciformes; Bovichtidae
Gene: atat1
Product: alpha tubulin acetyltransferase 1
Exons: 13
Coding region: 398-1789 (463 amino acids)
Biological process (GO): alpha-tubulin acetylation
Cellular component (GO): microtubule
Molecular function (GO): tubulin N-acetyltransferase activity
Source: RefSeq, a predicted model, not a curated record